UAACCCUCGAUCGUUUCAUGGUUUUGUUUCUCUUGUUCUACGUCAGAAGGCUUCAGACCUUCAAUCUCCAGAUAAAGAUUCUGGAGUCCAAGUCCCAUAAUUUCCACCUGCCAAAGAAACAGCUGGAGAUCACAGGAGUCAUAACCAUACCUAAGUAUUCCCCGCUUGAAUCUAGAAGAUGUAGGUUUGAGGUGCAUCUCUGCUCUGGAUUCCUUGAGCAAAAGUGGGGAAAUUGUGCUCAUCUAUAAUAAUUCCCAUAAUGUGGGAAUGGUCAGUCAUCUGAUAUAUGGGGUUAUAUUUGAAGAUGUGCCCUGUAAAGAUCAAGAAGCCAGUUUUAGAUUUAAAAUGCUCAAUUGCAAUACAUAUCUGGCAAUUCUAGCUAGGAGAUAUUAUUUUGAACACUCACGUAAAGUUCCCAAGGGGUCUGUGUUGGCUUUGUAAAUCUUUGUUAGAUAUGACUUAAUUACCCCAAAAUAGUUUAUUUGAUGCUAAUUACAGCACAUUCAUGUACACACACAUUCCUCUGACUUUUGGUUCACGAUUCAAGCCAUAAACACAAUGCAGGGAUACAACCCAGGGGUCUUUAUGCAGACACUCUUACAUUUACUUCUUGGCAUCUCCAGUUUGAAGAAUGGAUUAGAUAAUGAGAAGGAUUUCUGCAGGUCAAAAGCCUGGGAAAAUGCUGCUAAUAUAGUAGGUGAUGUGAAGUCCAUGGGCAAAUAGCCUGGCCCAGAUCCAAGGCAGUUUCCUGAGCUUGUCUAUCUGUCAGGUUUAUAUCCUGCCUAUGUCUGCUUUGAGAACAUUUCUUCAGCAGCCAGUUUCGGUGACACUAUAUCUCCGAUGGUGUGUUCUCCAAACAUACCAGCACUGGUGUGCUCUAUGGUUCCUGGAGAAAUAGGACCAGAAGGAUGAAUAGAAGCUGGUUUUCAGCUGCAGAAGCCAACAUGUGAUUUUCCUACCCUGCUCUCCCCAAGAUACUCUCAGUACCUGGUGCUCCAACACAGUCGACAAGAUCUGUGGUCACCAAGACAGCACACGGAUUACAUUGGGCUUUAGCAAGCAUCAGUGGUAACAAGGCACCUUGGCCAUCUCCCAGUUCUCAAGUUUGCCCUCCAGGAUGUGGGGCUGUCAACUGAGGCACUUGCUGUGCAGCUUCCACCACCAGCUGAAGAAAGGUUUCAGGAUUCUUCCAGCUUCGACCCACUGGCAUCACACGGUCCCCACAUCACCAAACUGUGCCUGGAAGUUAAAAGAUGGUCACCUAGAGCUGAAAUACAGGGACACUCUCAUGCGCUUCGAUUACAUUUGGCUUCGGGACCACUGCCGCUCACCAUCUUGCUACAACAGCAAGACCAACCAACGCAGUCUGGACACGGCCAGUGUGGAUCUCACGGUCAAGCCGCAGGCUGUGCGAGUCGAUGAGACGACUCUCUUCCUCACCUGGCCAGAUGGCCACGUGACCAAGUAUGGUCUGGAAUGGCUGCUGAGAAACAGCUACGAGGGACAGAAGCAGCAAGUCAUGCAGCCACGUAUCCUUUGGAAUGCCCAGAUUUACCAGGAUGCUCAAGUGCCUUCUGUGGACUACCAGAGUUUCUUGGAAACCAACGAGGGACUGAAAGAAUUCCUGCAGAAUUUCCUGCUGUAUGGGAUUGCUUUUGUAGAAAACGUUCCCCCAACCAAAGAAGACACUGAGAUCUUAGCAGAGAGGAUCAGCUUGAUCAGGGAAACAAUUUAUGGCAGGAUGUGGUAUUUCACCUCUGACUUCUCCCGAGGAGACACAGCUUAUACCAAACUGGCUUUAGAUCGUCAUACAGAUACCACCUACUUCCAGGAACCUUGUGGUGUUGGACUUCAUCCUGAUGCAGCUGCACUAGAGAAUGGAAUUGAACGCAUUCAGCUUAGCAUCCAGGUAUUCCAUUGCCUCCGGCAUGAAGGGACAGGGGGCCGGACGCUGCUAGUGGAUGGUUUCUAUGCAGCAGAACAGGUGCUACAGCGAGCCCCAGAUGACUUUGAACUUCUCACGAAGGUGCCACUGAAGCACGAAUACAUUGAGACCAUGGGAGGCUGCCACAACCACAUGAUUGGGGUUGGGCCUGUCUUGAAUAUCUAUCCUUGGAACAAGGAGCUCUACCUGAUCAGGUACAAUAAUUAUGACCGAGCUGUCAUUAAUACAGUGCCUUAUGACACUGUGCACCGUUGGUACAUUGCACACCGCACACUCACCACUGAGCUGCGGAGGCCCGAGAACGAGCUCUGGGUCAAGCUGAAACCAGGCAAAGCCCUCUUUGUGGACAAUUGGCGAGUGUUGCAUGGCCGAGAGUCUUUCACAGGAUACCGUCAGCUCUGCGGUUGCUACCUCACAAGAGAUGAUGUUCUAAACACUGCCCGUUUCCUUGGACUUCAAGCCUAAUGUGGCUUGGGCUGCUGAUGGUGGGGAACUGCUGAUUCAGGAAUGGGGAGAAAAAAGUGUAUACCUCACAUACCUGGCCUCCUGUCACAAGAGAGAGGAGAGGUCUUCCCAGCAUUACUUGAUAGUCAAACAAAUAGUAACGUCUGCUGCCUUUUUUUCACUCUCCCCAUUCUAGGUUCCCUGACUGGCUUUCCUUGAUUUCCAAAGCCCAGCCAAUUGGCUCAACUCGGGUCAGAUGGAAUCGGGAGCCAUGUAGAGGUCUGCUGUGACACUAAAGGUGCUACGUCUUGUGCCUUUUGCUAUUGAAAGCAGUACUGUCCUCUUUUAGGAGACCUUCCGUGUACAAAAAUGUCAAGGUUUUACUGGACAUAUGUUCUUGGAAAUUGGUAGAGUCUCAAAGAGCCAAUUAAUCUGCAAGACAUGAUUGUUGUUGUUCCAGCCUUUUGAGACUUCCAAAGUACACGGGUACCCAAUGCUUGAAGGUUAAGCCUCUCCAUGCCUCUUCUCUUUGCUGCCUGCUGGUGAUGUUAAACUUGCCAUGUGAUGGGAAAGUUGCUUCAGAAAGCUUUAGAGCAGGAGGAGGGAAGAACACACUCAGAUCUGGGGAGAGAAGACAACAAAGUCCUUAUUUCCCAGCACUGUCAAAAAAUAACACUGAUAACUGUACAACUAAAGCACUGCAUUUUCUGUUCAGCUUCCUCUGUUGUACACUCUUGAUCUUGAUCGUUACUUCAACCUUCUCCAGAAUUGCCUUGCUGCCCUUUCUGUGUUGGGAGGAAGCAGUCUCUGUGGGGUUUUUUCCCACCUGGCGUUUCCUUGCUUUCUGCUCCUUCCUUUGAAGGACCUCUCUUUAUUGACGAUGAGAGGCUGUAUCUCCCAGGACUUGGAAGCUGAAGCUGCCAAACCUUGUCCUAAACUAAAGCUCAAACAGUCGGAAAGAGAGAGAGAGAGAAAAAGAGAGAGAAGGCAUUUGAUUAUUCCUCUUAGCCAGUUCAGUAAAAAUAAUGGCAUGUUUGACCUUGACUCCCCUUCUCAGCAGCACUGUUUCUUCCAGGCCCUUCAGAAGAAAAGCAGGUGGGGCCUUUCUGCUGAAGCUGAGAUGAUUAGCUCAAAGUUCGGAGUGGAGACACUUUUUCCACUAUCUGCUCUUAUCACAAUACCUUUAUGAAAGAGCUCCUUGACUAGGAACUAGGAGUUCUAGAACAUUGCUCUUUCUAGAGCUGGGUGAUGAACAUUAGUUGCCCCCCUGCCAUCUCCAGAGACUCCCGAUCCUACUGCAACUCUUGACAAGAUCCAACAGGGAUGUCCAGAGCUACUAUAGGAAGCAAAAACUGGCCGCUCUGUUGAAGAACAGCACCUACAAGAAACAGCCAAAGCCACAUUUUCCGACCUCAAGCCAAAUAGAAAUAUCUUGCCUUCAUUUUGCAUUGGACUUGGGGCAACAUUUUCAUUAUUAAUAAUGAAGGGUGAGGCCCUUCAUCAGAACUUGGGAUGCAAAUUCAGUGGUUGAGUUUGUCUGCCUGGGCCAAACUUCAAAACUAAUCUGUGCAUGAGUUUAGGAGUGGAAAGGGAUGUUUUAACCACAAGCAAAGAGAGGGUCCAGGUAGACAUGGUGAAAAAUGGAAGAAAUCUUCCUUGAAGAUUGUCAUUGUCAAGCUCAGCCAGCCUUGGUUGAACUCAUUGGCUCUUGCUGGAACAUUUCUGCUAUUUAAGGAAAAGCAACCAUUCUUCCUAUGUCCAGAGUUGAGUAUUUGAUCCCAUUCAGGUAAACAAGCCUUUUUUUCCCCCCCCCUCCUAGAACUAUAUUGAACAUGCAAAGCUGCCAAGGAGGAAACUAGAAAAGAAACCUUAGAGUUCUUUUAUGGCUACCAUUUUCCUUCGUCAGUUUUCUGAUAUUUGUGGCUGUCUUUGUGACCUGAAGGUCUAGAAAGAUACAAUUUAGCUCUCGUUAAACUGCAAAUGCCAUGUUUUGAACUACUGUAUAUCAUUUCAAACCUUAAAUAGGGAAGCAGGAGAGAGAAUGCUUCCCCAAGGAGUCCUACACAACCCCAACCCUACAAAACAUCAGCAAUUUAGGUCUAGCUGAACUUUCUCCCUGAGAUGCUCAUUUUCUUCAGGGAAUAUAUUUUAGGUUUGCAGUGAAGCAAUAUUUAUCUCGUGAGCUCCAAGCUGCUGUCCAAAAUCCUUUUGCCCAGAUAGAGUUUGGCUGCACCUCAGUGAGUUGAUGUUCUCUGCAAGAACUAGAUUUGUAUGUACUUCCCAACUUCCUCACAUUUUGUUUUUGAUUUCAUUUUAACUUGAUUGCUUUAGUAGCACUUUUUGCUCUUAACACUCCUAGGAACUCCUUUUAGUCAUCGUUCAGUUUUUAGCAGCAGAAGAUAUUGCCAAGAGCAGUAUUUGAGGCCAUUUCUAACUGGAUUUUCUUAAUUAUGUAUGAGCUUCAUGACAGCAUAGAAUGCAUCAAAUGUAGAGGUGGUGCAAAUAUGAUCUUUGGGUCAAGGCUACUGGGUCCUAUGUCCACAGCCUUACAGCAUUUCUUAGCCACUGAGUUUCAGGAAUACACCAACUAGCAAGGGUGAAACUUCAGAGAAAGUCUUUGCAAGAAGUGGACCUUGGGUUGUGUUUUCUGUACAUUUUGUAAGGAGAGACGUGGCUUUAUUAUAAGUAGCUAUCUGAGCUUCUAUUCGUCCUAUCCCUCACCUGGCUACUCAUUUGUUGCUCUGGGACAAGUCGUUAUUGUCACCAUUAGCCAUCACGCUCUGUAGUUUUUUUCUGAUACUCUUCUAAUAAAAAAGAUCAGUGAUAUUUCUUUCUGA
Molecule: messenger RNA, 5226 nt
Organism: Python bivittatus (Burmese python)
Lineage: Eukaryota; Metazoa; Chordata; Lepidosauria; Squamata; Pythonidae
Gene: TMLHE
Product: trimethyllysine hydroxylase, epsilon
Biological process (GO): carnitine biosynthetic process
Cellular component (GO): mitochondrion
Molecular function (GO): trimethyllysine dioxygenase activity; iron ion binding
Source: RefSeq, a predicted model, not a curated record